This is a messenger RNA of Hansenula ciferrii, 576 nucleotides long. RefSeq lists its product as uncharacterized. The record is from RefSeq and is a predicted model, not a curated record. The transcript has a single exon. Lineage: Eukaryota; Fungi; Ascomycota; Saccharomycetes; Phaffomycetales; Wickerhamomycetaceae. The coding region runs from base 1 to 576 and encodes 191 amino acids.
AUGAGCGCAGGUGGUCCAGCUGAUCAAGGUAUCGAGUUACGUGAUUUAGGUCGUCUUGAAGCUCAAGAAGGUCACAAUCAUAUUCAAAAUAAUGAGCGAAAUCGUCAAAAGGAGGCUUUUGAGGCAAAAUUCAAUAAGAUUAUUUCGGUCAUUGUUUGGACAGGACUGAUCAUAAGUUGGUGCUGGGAAUUUAUUAGAUCAUAUAAUACAACAGACAGGUCAAGGUACUGUAACUACACUACCAAGUUAUUACAGGGUAUAUAUAGUGGUGAUUUAACACCAACACCAAGAAAAUAUACCGCUGAUGUUGCAAAGGAAAAGCUAACUGAGUCUAUAAAAUGCCUUGGAGAAAUAGAAAUGAUGAUAUGUGGAAAUAAUAAAUCCAUUUUUGAUCUUCUUACAGAGAAUCCUUUUCCACCACUACCAAUCAUGUUAUACUUUUCUUGUUUGCCCUUUGUUAUAAUGUCAAUACUUGUUGACAUGGAUUCUCUUAAAAUGGAACCCCACCAAAAGGACUUGAUGAAGUUGAUAAUUUUCAUAUUAAUCGCUUUAGGUUUUGUUUUAUUCCUUCUUUAA